Racocetra persica is the source of this 530-nucleotide messenger RNA. The record is from the annotation of a GenBank genome assembly. NCBI's taxonomy places the organism in Eukaryota, Fungi, Glomeromycota, Glomeromycetes, Diversisporales, Gigasporaceae.
AAUUUGAUGUAACUCGAUUUAUUAUGAAUGUAGUUCAACGUAACGAAUACGUUGUUAAUUUGAUAUUACAACAGUACUCUUAUGGUCAUUACUCAAUAUAUGUAUAUGAAUACUAUUUAGAUAGAUUAAAAGAUAAAAAGAAGCUUAAACAUAAACGGUUAUAUUACAACUAUGAAUUUCGUCCAAAUAAAAAUAAGCCACACAGAUAUUCACAAAGAUUAAAAGACUUUUCUAAUAAAAAAAGUAAUUUAACCGAUGAAAACAUUAUUCUGAUAGCAGAAUCUGCUUUGUCAAAUUUAAAAAUAUCUUCAUCACCACUUUCCCAACAAGCUUUCUCAAUUAUCAAUUGCACAAAUAAUGCAUCUGAUACAUUAUACGAUUCUCAACCUCCAUCAUUUAUUCAAGCAGAUUUCUUUAAUUCAUCUAUCUCUAUGACUAUUGAUCAAAUAAUUUCUACUAACAUUACUUCUGAGUUUUUUAUUGAUGAAUUUAGUCAAAUAAAUUUUUUAAACUUUAUAAUUGAACCUUAA